Messenger RNA from Halteromyces radiatus, 1802 nucleotides. Its product is annotated as histidyl-tRNA synthetase. Gene Ontology annotation, cellular component: mitochondrion; cytoplasm. Lineage: Eukaryota; Fungi; Mucoromycota; Mucoromycetes; Mucorales; Cunninghamellaceae. The coding region runs from base 56 to 1696 and encodes 546 amino acids. Gene Ontology annotation, biological process: histidyl-tRNA aminoacylation; mitochondrial translation. The record is from RefSeq and is a predicted model, not a curated record. The transcript is spliced from 6 exons. Gene Ontology annotation, molecular function: histidine-tRNA ligase activity; ATP binding.
UUUAUACUAUUACUCCUUUAUUUUUUUUUUUAUUUUUUUCUAAAGAAAAACAACGAUGGCUGACCGAAAAGAAGAAUUAACUCAAGCUAUUGAAGUACAAGCUGCUAAAGUACGACAAUUAAAAGCAGAAGGUGCCGAAAAGACUGUGGUUGAACCUGAAGCUGCCAUUUUACGUACACUUCAUCAAGAAUUAGCUGGUUUGGAAGGUGUUAAAAAGACAAAGACAGCCAAAAACUCAUUUACUCUCAAGACUGCCAAGGGAACAAAAGAUUAUAAUGAUAAGGAAAUGGCUAUUCGAGAAAAGGUAUUCUCAACUAUUACCAAGGUAUUCAAAAAACAUGGUGCUGUGACUAUCGAUACUCCUGUGUUUGAACUGAAGGAAAUCUUGAGUGGCAAGUAUGGUGAAGAUUCCAAAUUGAUUUACGAUUUGGCUGAUCAAGGUGGAGAAGAAUGUUCUCUUCGAUACGAUCUGACAGUGCCUUUUGCUCGGUUUUUGGCCAUGAACGGGAAAGAAUAUCAAAACUUGAAAAGAUACCAUAUUGCCAAGGUAUACCGACGAGACCAACCUGCUAUGACCAAGGGUCGUAUGCGUGAAUUCUAUCAAUGUGAUUUCGAUAUUGCUGGUUCUUAUGAUCCUAUGAUUCCUGACGCUGAAAUCUUACGUAUCUUGUGUGAAGCUCUUACCAAUCUUGAUUUGGGCAAAUUUACUGUCAAGCUCAAUCACAGAAAAAUUUUGGAUGGUAUUUUCCAAGUGUGCGGUGUACCUGAAGCCAACAUUCGACCUAUCUCAUCAGCAGUCGACAAAUUAGACAAGUUACCUUGGGAAGAUGUCAAGAAGGAAAUGACUCAAGAAAAGGGAUUGGAUGCUGAAGUGGCAGAUAAGAUUGGGGAAUAUGUCAAGUUGAAGGGAAGCCGUGAUUUAUUGGAAAAAUUAUUACAAGAUGAAGUGUUGACCAAAAACAAGAAUGCCGCGGAAGGUCUUGCUGAUAUGGGAUUACUAUUUGAUUUUAUGGAUGCUUUUGAAAUUACUCAUUUGAUGUCAUUUGAUCUCAGUUUGGCUCGUGGUUUGGAUUAUUAUACCGGGAUUAUCUAUGAAGCAGUUACUGAAAAAUCAGCACCUCCACCCAAACAAGAUGGUGUCGUAGAUGACAAGAAGAAAAAGAAGAAUAAGAAUGGUGAAGAAGAUGAAUUAGAUGAAUCUACUGUGGGUGUUGGAUCCAUUGCGGCUGGUGGACGAUAUGACAACUUGGUGGGUAUGUUUAGUGGUACGAACAAGAAGGGAGAACCCAAUUUGAAGAUCCCUUGUGUUGGUGUCUCUAUUGGUGUUGAACGUGUAUUCUCUAUCUUGAUGGCUAAACAACAAAGUGCAGAUAUCAAGAGCAAUGAAACGGAAGUGUACGUUAUCUCUGUUGGUGAUUCUUUACUGAAAGAACGUAUGCAAUUGGCAAAGGAAUUAUGGGAUAAUGAUAUCAAGGCAUCCUUUAUGUUCAAGACCAAACCCAAAUUGGACAAGCAAUUUGCAGUGUGUGAAAAGGAUCAUAUUCCCUUAGCAGUGAUCAUUGGUACGGAUGAAUUGGAAAAAGGUUUGGUUAGGAUCAAGGAUAUGCGCUCUAAAGAUGAAUCUCAAGGUGGUGGUAUUUCUAUUACUCGUGAUGAAAUGGUUGCUACACUCAAAUCAAAAUUGGCUCAACUCUAGAUUAGGUUAUUAUUAUUUUUUAGAUACUUUUUUUGUCUUCUUUUUUUUUUCUUAAAAAAAAAAAAUGAUUCGUGUUACCUGAAUAAAAAAAAAUCAUUCCUCUUUA